This is a messenger RNA of Danio rerio (zebrafish), 2086 nucleotides long. It is a transcript of the gene skib, whose product is annotated as SKI proto-oncogene b. NCBI's taxonomy places the organism in Eukaryota, Metazoa, Chordata, Actinopteri, Cypriniformes, Danionidae. Gene Ontology annotation, molecular function: SMAD binding. Gene Ontology annotation, cellular component: nucleus. The record is from RefSeq and is marked provisional.
AGGCAUACAGUCCUAUUCCCUCCAAAAAGCUUAAACAUGAUCGCUCCAGAUCGCCAUCAGCAGAUAGAGAGAAGCCAGCUGAUUGGCUACAGUCUCUGGCGGCUUCUGCUAACAAGGAUCUUAAGCAGCUCCAGUUCAAGCAGAGACCUUCAGCCUUCAGGCCCUGGUCUCCCAGAGUUCCCUCUGCUGAGCGAGAGACUCCCAAUCACAAGUAUGAGAGAUCGCUCGCUAAAACGCAAGACAAUCUGGCAGUUCCAAAUGUGUCUCUGCCCAUUGCUGCCUUCAAAAAUAAUGAGCAGCCAGCACACCGUUUCUCUCAGCCCACUGAGAGCCACAACACAGGCAAGACGGAGAGCUCCAGGCCAAGAAAGAGAUGGCCGUCAGCAGAGAGACAAUCACAGCCAGCCACCAAAACCUCUCUGUGCACUCCAAUCAAACAGCGGCUGCAGGAGAACCACGACUCAGAUGAGGAAAUCCAGGUGGACAACUGUGCUGAAGUUGCUGUCUCUCGUUCGCUGAUGUCUCCUCCCUUCACCAAUGGUGUCGGGGUGAUGACCCUCAGCCCUCACAGCUCUGCAGAGGUGCAUGAUGGGAGGGCGAGACUGGCAGCGGGUCAUUGUUCAGAGCUGGAGCUCCUCAAGCAGACGCUCAGCAGUGACCUGAGCUCCAAAGAGGCCAGAGAGAAGUUCCUGCAGGAGAUCAUCCGCAUGAGGGUGAAGCAGGAGGAGAAACUGGCAGCCGCUCUGCAAGCCAAACGCAGCCUGCAGCAGGAGCUGGAGUUUGUCAGGGUGACUAAGAAGGGCCGGCUGAGGGAGGCCAUCGAAGCCAAGCGGAACCUAAGGAAGGAGAUCGAGCGCCUCCGUGUGGAGUGUGAGAAGAAGGUGCGGGACGCCAGCGAGUCCUGCGACAGGCUGAAGAGGGAUUUGGACAGAGAGAGACGGACCCGUGUCUGUGACAAGAACUGUGAAGCAGGACGUCUGAGGGCCAAAUACUCCUCACAGAUUGAGGAUCUGCAGAUGAAGCUCCAGCAGGCAGAAGUGGACCGUGAACAGCUGAGAGAAGACCUGCUGAAGGAACGAGACGCCCGACAAAACCUGGAGCGGGUCGUAAAAGAGCUUCAGGAGCAACUGGGCCACAAAGCAGAAACGGAGGCUAACACACAGCCCACCAAAGGAGAUCAAGACAUUUCUUAAACAUUCACACUAAUGAGUUUAGACUUUGAUUUGAGGAUGAGUAGAGGACGCCUCUAAAGCCUCAUGGAAAAAAAAACUACCGUACUGCAGCACAGAAGAAUGGUAAAGAAACGAAUUCACAGCGUACGUUUACCAAAUGAACUGAAUCAUGAACUCAAGAAACUGGAAAAGGAAACGUAAACGUGUGAAACAGACUCGCCUUCAGUUAGCUUCUCAAAGCUAAUCGAAGGAAACUAUUUUGUUAUAAGCUAUUUAAAAAAAUUUUCGCAAAGAUACUUGAAGAAUAUUUGGGAAGCGAGCGUGUUUUCUAUUCACUUUGCGCUGACAGUAGCAGGCCAACGAUCUGCUAGUGCCACCGAGACUCUGUAAACUAGAAAGUGUUACAAGCCAGAAUUCUACAUAGCACACCGGUGUUGUCAUUAUCAUUGUUUGCUCGCUUUCAUUUGACCUUUUUUGGUUUGUUUUGGCUGUUGUAUUGAAAUAGUUUGCAUGUGCGACCAUGCUAUGGUGCAGAAAAGCUUUAUUAUAAACCUACGUUCAUUUUUAUUAUGGUAUGUUUAAUUAUCAUGUACUUAAAACCCUAUAGUAUUGACGUCGAUCAAUAUGAGAUGAAUCCUUACCCUCUCUCCUGAACUUCAGUAUCAAGUAUUAAUUGCUUUAAUUAUCGCUAUUUUAAACAGUCUAAGCGACUGGCAUCACUCCACGCUCCAUUUCGACGGUAAAAUGAAUGUUUUGUUGGUUCAGAAUCGGAAUUAAGUGACAGAAAUCAAUUAUCAGUCACUCCUUUUAGGGCUUGUUUAAGGUAUAAAAAAAGAAGCUGUUAAAGAAAAUAACAUUUCUACUUAUAUAGAAAAUAAGGAUAUAUAUUUUUUUACUUUCUACCAAAAAAAAAA